AAACACCUUGAACUGCUAACAAUGGAAUUGAGUAUUUUAAUGGUCUCUUUAUUUGUUUUCAUUUCUUAUGAUUGUUUCAUUGUACAUGCAAUUUAAAGGAAGAUAAAUUCUGCAACAGUUAAUAUGGCCAAGGAAGUGAAGCACAAAAGGAGGUUGGAUAAGGAAGUGAAGCACAAAAAGAUGUUGGAUAAGGAAGUCAAAAGGAGGUUAUGUGAUUAUAUUGUGUUUCCCAGGACGUCCUUAUUUAUCUUAGGCCUGUAUUUCAGCCGUGGCUUAGUAGAUUAUGCAGUGACUGCUGUGUUUAUUUGGUAUAUCACAAGUCAAUGGGGGAGCCAAAAUCUUCCAAAAGCCGUAUCAACUGUAAAUUUGCAUGAUAAGGGACAUUUUGGUCAUCGCAUAGUAUACAUAACUCAUAAGAAACCCUAUCACUAUACGCCCUUAGCCCCUUAGUCAUUAGAUUCACUAUGCAGAUUGCAGCGGCGGAUUUUUCUUUUCUUCUCUUCAGUCUCUCUCUCCUCUUUUCUCUUCAGAGUUCAGACAAAAGACAACUCCCUUUCUCUCUCAAAUCCUCCGUUCUUCUACAACUCAGUGAACUCACGUGGAUCUAUCUUCUUGUUUAGUUAAUAUGGCCAAGGAAGUGAAGCACAAAAGGAGGUUGGAUAAGGAAGUGAAGCACGAAAAGAUGUUGGAUAAGGAAGUCAAAAGGAGGUUAUGUGAUUAUAUUGUGUUUCCCAGGACGUCCUUAUUUAUCUUAGGCCUGUAUUUCAGCCGUGGCUUAGUAGAUUAUGCAGUGACUGCUGUGUUUAUUGGGUAUAUCACAAGUCAAUGGGGGAGCCAAAAUCUUCCAAAAGCCGUAUCAAUUGUAAAUUUGCAAGCUGGUGUAUCAUCAUUUAUGGUGAUUAUUCUUGCUCGCAUAUCAGAUAUGUGGACCGGACGUUUUCUAAUGGUUGUCAUCACCACACCUCUUUAUAUCAUUGGACUUGUGCUACUAUGCGUUGAAGAUGCUCGAAUAACUGAAGAAUGGGUGUUUUAUGUGGCAGUGCUGCUAACAGCUUUGGGUACAGCAGGACUCAAAAUGCCUCUGAAAGAAUUUGUUGGCGAUCAGUUAAGAAAGCGCGAGUCUGUAAAGCCUACUACAGAGGUGGAACCAACAGAGGUGAAACGGAUAAAUAACGUUGUACAAAUCUGGCGGGGAAUCCCUUAUUUCUCAGGUUGUAUUUUAUCCAUGUUUACUCUUUCAAAAAAUGUUUCAUGGGCGUAUAAGUUCAAGGUAUCAGCAAUUGCAAUUGGAGUGGCGUAUCUAUUGUUCUGGUUUGGCCUCCCCUUUUACACUGACGUCACACCACCAGAAAAGGUGGACAGUCCCCUAACUCUUCUAUAUGAUAUCCCUAAGGCAGCUAUUUCGAAACGCCACCUCGACUAUCCUAGCGACCCCACUAAAUUCCACAGGAAUGACAAAGAAGAAUUAAUACUGUCCCCUCCAGAUCGAUGCUUAAGGUGGUUAGACAAAGCUGCCAUUUUGGAGUCUACCCCUCAGUGUCCACAAGAACAAUUUGAUCAAGGAAAGGUUUUCCAAGUUAGGCAAGUGAGGGCAGUGAAGCUUUUAUUCAGAAUGGUCCCUAUGUGGACAACCUUCAUUUUCUACAGUGUGGUGCAGACAACCGGGAAUACUUUCUUCAUCACGCAAGCUGCCAAAUUGAAUGAUAAGAUUGGCAGCAAUGGAUUGACUUUGCCAACUACAGUUUUCUUUCUUGUGAUAUCAUUCUCAAACCUCAUUUUUGGUGUUCUAUGCGACCAACUAAAAAAAAUGAUCCAUGAUAAAGAAUUGCAACACCGGUGUACGCUUGUGAGAAUUGGAUUCGGGAUGGUGACUUGUAUAUUAUGUUGCGUCACUGCUUUACAGGUUGAGAUUCGGAGGCUGCAUACUAUUUCAAUGAGCAUCUAUUGGUUAAUUCCACAGUACUGUUUGUUGGGAGUUAUGAAACGACUAGCCGAAGAGGGGCUUAAAAAUUUCUUCAAUACUCAGUUUGGUCAGAAAACUGAGUACAGAAUCUACGAGCAGGUGUUCACCGAGUGUGCAUUAAGCAUUGGGAAAUUCGUUAGCAUAGCUUGUGUCCAAAUUUUCCAAGCCUCAUUCGGAGACUCUAUAAAUUGGAGCCGUUUCGAUCACUAUUACAAAAUGUUGGUUUUCCUAUGUGUUGGGAACCUAUUCUACUACAUUUGUAUUUCAAUGAUGUAUUGCAAUCAAAGUAGUCCAGUGGAGGAGGAAGACUUGGCUGCAGCCUUUUCAGAGGAAGACUUGGUUGGGAAACCUGGAGACCAAGCCUUGGGUGCGACCACCGAAGAUCCCAACCUAGGAGAAGUACCCAUUUGAUUGAGCUUGUUGGAAAGCCUACUUACUGUUCUGGUAGAGUGAAUUGUUAUAAUAAUGACCAAUGCUCUUCUUUAGCAAACCAAAUUGGUAAUAAGCAGACUUCAUGAUAGUUUCAAUUUCGCAUAAAA
Cornus florida is the source of this 2502-nucleotide messenger RNA. Its product is annotated as protein NRT1/ PTR FAMILY 5.6-like. Gene Ontology annotation, biological process: transmembrane transport. NCBI's taxonomy places the organism in Eukaryota, Viridiplantae, Streptophyta, Magnoliopsida, Cornales, Cornaceae. The transcript has 6 exons. The record is from RefSeq and is a predicted model, not a curated record. The coding region runs from base 626 to 2374 and encodes 582 amino acids. Gene Ontology annotation, molecular function: transmembrane transporter activity. Gene Ontology annotation, cellular component: membrane.